AUGAAGCGCUCUGCAGAGUCUCAAUUAACGCGUGAAAACGCCGACGAAGACGAAGGCGGCUCGGAUGGCCCAGGAAUCUUUCAGCGGGCGAGUGAAAACGAACUAGCAAAGCGAACUAUUCGCCCGCUUCCCAAACGUCGUGGAGGCUCUGGAAGUCCGGCACCAUCCUUUUCUCCAUCGGAUUCGAGUAAAGAUACAUUCACCGGUUCAUCUUCAAAACCCGCCGCUCCGACACCCUCGAUUCCAUCUCUGCCUCCUCUGACUGGUUUUUCAUUCAAACUUCCCGAUAGCUCUACCUCUUCGAGCAGCGCGUCUGCUGGAGCAAAGCCGAAUGCUCCAUCAGCCGGCUUCUCGUUUGGCUCGACCGGGAGCCCACCAUCCUUCUCGUUCAACUCGACAUCGGCUUCAAAUCCAACAGCCGAAAAAGAUAAAGGAGCUGCAUCCUCAGGGGAGAGAAUGACCAAGACCGCAAAGACAAUGUCUUCCAUCUUUGCGUCCAUGAACAGUGCACCUCAACCAGAGCCUACGAAGAAGGCAACAACACCCACGACGACAAAUGGCUCCAAACCUCCGUCUUUCACCUUUGGUAGUGCGCCAAGCAAUGAAGGCUUUAAGCCGAACCGAAAGGGAACAUUUGGCUUGGGAGGCGAUUCUCCGCUCACACCAGAGUCACCUCCCAAACCCUCUUCUUCAAAACCAACAACACCUUCAUCCGCCACCUCGACCUCGACUAACGGUACAUUCGUUGCAAACGAAGACCAGCUCAGCGACGACAUCGGACUCAACAAGGACGAGUUUAGCUCCGACGCAAGGCGGAAACAAUAUACCGACUCGGACCAUCAAUCUUGGGACUCGCGCGAAACGCACUUUUGGGUACAUCUCCGCGGUCUGAACGCGAGCUUCCUCCGGGACGUCAUGCAGAUGCAGAAAAAGGACCCAUUCGACGAUUUUGCUGUGCUCUUCAAGGCGUAUCGCGAUCAUCGAAAGAAGAUUAUCGCCGACAUGGUCACCUGGCAGCGCGAGAAUGGUAUAGAAGCUGACGAAGACGUUGAUGGAUUCGACGUUGGUGGUGCGGAGGAGGAUAACGAAGAGUAUAAUGAGUAUGAAGGAGAAGCGCAGGACGCUAAAAUGCAGGAUGCGAAUGCACCUGAUGCUGCAUCCAAAGAAGAGACUAUGGUAGAGGAAGAGAAGACACCUCCGGCGACGACCAAAUCAUCUCAGCCUCCAUCAGCGAUGCCAACGGCUCCGGCAGGUGGAUUCAGCUUUGGGGGUAAAGUCAUGUCCUUCGGUAGCACAACUUCCUCUGGUGGUGGUGGGUUCAAGCCGACUGGGUUUACCCCGACGCCGUUUGUACCGCCAGCAGAUAAGCCUGCCUCUACUGCAGGAGGUUUCAAGCCGUCUACUGGUGGCUUUACGCCGAGCGGUUUGUCUGGUGGUUUCACUCCUUCUUUCUCUUCUACGACCUCGAAAGAUGCCGAAAAAACGUCUGCACCGAGUACAGCGCCAGCUGCGCCGACGCCGGCAGCACCCAGCAAUCCAUUCUCCUCGUUUGCCGCACCGGCUACAACGUCGACUAGCUCGGGCUUCUCGUUUGGCAAACCAAAGUCGGAUGCACCUGCCGCUUCGUCUAAUCCACCAGCCACGACGUCGUUUGCAUCGUUUGGGGCACCUGCUUCUGAUCCAUUCAAGGCAACUUUAGCAAGAUCUAGCUCUGGAUUUAACUUUGGCUCCUCUGCGGCUACCACCACAGCACCUAAAUCAGCCGAUUCCUCGAACGCUCCUGGUGUCCCCGGAACCACUGGGACGCCAUUUACUUCGUUUGCUUUCCCCCCUCCAAAAGCCGUCUCUCCGGUCAAGUGGCCAGCAACAGAGCCCAGCCCGUCUGCAGAUGACAAUGACAAAAAGGAGGGCGAGACGACGCCAAAGGCGUCUGCAAAGCCACUUCAACCACCCGUUGCGCCCAUUUCCAACUCGCCCUUUGGAAUCGCAAAUCCAUGGGCCGUAAAGAACGGUACCGCACCUGCUCCAGCUGCGGAUAGUCCAUUCAAGUUUGGCAUGGGCGCAAAACCACCAGCAUCGUCCUCUUCCGAGGCUACAAAGGCACCAUUCUCCUUUGCUGAUCCACCCGCCACCACCAAAGCUGCGUCAGCGUCAUUUUCUUUUGCUGAGCCACCCAAGUCUGCCUCGAGUGGUUUCUCAUUUGGCUCGCCGUCGAAAUCUGGAGGGGCGGCUGCGCCCAACCCGUUCACAUCGCCGCCGAAAGUUAGCGCGCCGUUCUCCUUUAGCAGUACGCUUGGUUCUGGAGCAACCCCCGCGAAUUCAACUACUUCCACCAGUGGUUCCUCGCUCUUUGGCGGUACUGGUACCUCCGGGUCGACAUCAUCUGGAUUUAGUUUCGCGGCCCCCUCAAAGCCGACAGCCGGCGGGACAGGGUUUAGCUUUGGCGCGCCAACAAGUUCAGGAGCGACCUCGACUACUGGAGGGUUCAGUUUCGGUGCCCCCCCUACGUUUGGUAGUUCCACUUUUGCAAAGACGCCAUCAUUUGGGUCGACAAUCUCCACAGACACAAAAGGUACUGCGGGUUCAAAUGAGACGGUGUCUGUACCGGGCGGAGGGUUGACGCCGAGUGGAGGCUCGGAUGCUAGUCUCGCGACGGACGCGACGGUCAGCGCGACUGUUGGUACAUCGCAGGAGAGCGAUGUCGCGCCAGAAGUUGGAACUGGGUUGGCCCUUGGGGAGGACAAGUUUGAUCAGCCUGGGCCUGGAGAGGAGAAUGAGGAGAGUUUGUUUACAGUUCGCGGCAAGGUCAUGCGAUUCUCUGGAAGCUCGUGGGCAGAUCUUGGUAUUGGUCAAAUACGAUUAUACAAGCACAAGGAGACUGGUGCGAAGCGUAUAUUUGCACGGAAUAGCAAGUCUGGUCGCAUCAUACUUAACUUUGCUCCUUUUGCCAAGAUGGAACCAAAGAUUGACGACACCAAAGCCAAGUUUAUGCGCAUGACGGCGACGGAUAACGGAAAGCUCGUCAAGAUUCUGAUCAAGCUAAAGGAAGAGUCGGAAGCGGCCGAGUUUGUCGCGGUGCUUCAGAAAGAAGUCGAUGCGCUUUCGUGA
This is a messenger RNA of Serendipita indica DSM 11827, 3108 nucleotides long. The record is from the annotation of a GenBank genome assembly. NCBI's taxonomy places the organism in Eukaryota, Fungi, Basidiomycota, Agaricomycetes, Sebacinales, Serendipitaceae.